AUGAAUUGGAUGCCUCUUUAUUUGUUUGUUUGUUGUGUGUGUCUUUUGUCGAUGGCUUCUCUCUCUCUUUCUCGCGCCUUGUUUGCUCAACUGACCGAAAAACCGCCGUACAAAAAUAAAAUAAAUAAAUUACCAAGAAAACAGAGACAGACUGCAAAACGAAUUGGAACGAAACGAAAAAAACUGUUUUUGUCGCAGUUGAAAACAGUUUUUUUCGUAUGGGCGAAUAGCUGCCAUUGCUGUGCGUGUGUGUGUGUGUGUGUGUGUGUGUGUGUGUGUUUGGGACGUAGCUGGGCGAAGAAAAUAUGGCAGGGGAAUAGUCCGUCGUGCACAAUGACGGGCUUGGCAAGAGACGGUAGUCUUUGUUAUUGGGUGUUAAUUAGUAUAUUUGAAGACAACUGGAUUGUGGUUGUUGAUGAUGAUGACGAGUUUACUAGUGAGUGUGUAUAUAUGUAUAUUGCACAAGUGUUGUGA
This is a messenger RNA of Maudiozyma saulgeensis, 474 nucleotides long. The record is from the annotation of a GenBank genome assembly. NCBI's taxonomy places the organism in Eukaryota, Fungi, Ascomycota, Saccharomycetes, Saccharomycetales, Saccharomycetaceae.